AUGAGCGCCAAGGGCGGCGGCAGGUGCGAGGCCAAGAAGAGGAAGUCCAUCACCCUGGAGCAGAAGUUCGAGGUGAUCCAGCGCUACGAGAGGAACGAGCGCACCUGCGACAUCAUCAGGGCCACGGGCUUCCCCGGCUCGACGCUGCGCACCAUCCGCGCCAACGCGGAGAAGAUCAAGGAGAGCUGCGCCGCCGCCACCCAGCUGAGCGCCCGCAGGAGCGCCCGGGCCCGGCCCCAGAUCAUCGAGCGGAUGGAGAAGCUCCUCAGCGUGUGGAUCGAGGCCCAGACCAAGAGGCGGGCGGGGAUGGUGUUCCUCACCAUCAAGGAGAAGGCCCUCGCCAUCUACGAGGACCUCCGGGCCGGCCGCCCCGGCGAGGACGUGCAGUCCUUCAGCGCCAGCAGCGGCUGGUUCGCCGGCUUCAAGAACCGCUACGGCCUGCGGGACGUCAAGCUGACGGGCGAGGCCGCCAGCGCCGACGAGGCCGCCGCCGCCGCCUUCCCCGGCCUGCUGCGGGAGCUGGUGGAGCGGGGCGGCUACUCGCCCAAGCAGAUCUUCAACAUCGACGAGACCGGCCUGUUCUGGAAGAGGCUGCCCGCCUGCACGGCGCCGUCCCGGGAGGAGGCCCGCAGCCCGGGCUUUAAGGCGGCCCGGGACCCGGUGACCGUCAUGCUGGGGGCCAACGCGAACGGCGACUGCAAGCUGAAGCCCGUCCUGGUCUACCACGCCGCCCGGCCCCAGGCCCUGCGGGGCCUGGUCAAGCAUUACUUCCCCGUCCAUUUCCGUUCCAGCCGGAGGGGCCGGAUCACCGGCGGCAUUUUUUCCGAGUACUUCUGCGGGCCCCUCCACGAGGAGCUGAGGGGCUACUGCAAGAGGGAGAACAUCGCCUUCAAGAUCCUGCUGGUCGUCGACCACGCGCCCGGCCACCCGGCCCGCCUGGCGGAGCUGUCGGAGAACAUCAGGGUGGUGUUCCUGCCGCCCAACACGGCGGCGCUGCUCCAGCCCAUGGACCAGGGCGCCAUCGCCGCCUUCAAGGCCUACUACCUGCUCAGGACGUUCGCCAAGCUGACGGAGGCCACGGGCGGCGAGGGCCAGCCCAGCGUCGGGGAGUUCUGGAGGAGCUUCAACAUCCGCAACGCCAUCAACAUCAUCGUGCUGGCGUGGGCGGACGUCUCGCCCUCGUGCCUGAACGGCGUGUGGCGCAGGCUGCUGCCCGGCACCGUCCCCGACCCCAAAGGCUUCGACGAGCCGGCCACCCUGCUGAAGAACAUCCGCUCGCAGUGCGUCGUCCUCGCCAAGAAGGUGGGCUUCGAGGAGGUGGAGGAGGCCGACGUCGAGGAGCUGCUGGAGGCCCACCGGGACGAGCUGUCGACGGAGGAGCUGCUUCAGCUGGUGGAGGAGGCGGAGGCGGAGCGCGCCGAAGAGGAGGACGCCGACGAGGCGCCCCACCACGAGCUGACGAAGGCCGUCCUCUCGGCCUCCUUGCAGCAGAUCGAGAAGGCGCUGUGUCGGCUGGAGGAGCACGACUGCAACGCCGAGCGCAGCGGCAGGAUAAUCCGGGGGGUGAAGAGCGUCUUGACCCCUUACACGAAACUCCUGCAGGAGAAGAGCUGGCAGGUGGAAGACUGGCCGCUCUUGGCGGAGUCCCUCAAGGUUGAGGAAAAUGUCGCUCCGCCGUCAAGCGGUAAAGUGUAA
Molecule: messenger RNA, 1695 nt
Organism: Ornithorhynchus anatinus (platypus)
Lineage: Eukaryota; Metazoa; Chordata; Mammalia; Monotremata; Ornithorhynchidae
Product: tigger transposable element-derived protein 1-like
Exons: 1
Coding region: 1-1695 (564 amino acids)
Cellular component (GO): nucleus
Molecular function (GO): DNA binding
Source: RefSeq, a predicted model, not a curated record